AUGGCUUCUUCUCGACAGCCUAAUUACACAAUUGAUGAAGAUAAACAUCUUUGUCGUGUGUAUUUGGAGAUAUCUCAAGAUUCAGAAACGGGAAUACACCAAAGAAAAGAAAAUUUUUGGGAUCGUGUUAGGGAGGUUUACAACGAGGAGAAACCCAAUCCAAAUAUGUAUACUCGAAGUUCAAGAUCACUUGAAACUCGCAUGCAGUUCACUCUUGCAAAAGAAUUGAUGAUGCUAGACACAAAAUAUAAGAAAGGCUUCAAGUUCGAGCAUGUGUGGUCUAUUAUGAAAGAUUAUCAAAAGUUUGAUUGUCCUUCACAAAACUCUCGACAACAAAUGUCUGCAUCUCAGUCAGAUUCACUACCACAAUCUCCUAUCUCACCUGAUGGAUUGUCUAAUUUUUCUAUCAAUUUAAGUGAUGGUAGUGGCAGUGGUUCUGGAUCGUCACACCGUCCAGAUGGUGUGAAAAAGACCAAAAACAAAAGAAAAAAAGGUGAAGAUAUGUCUAAUUUUUUGAAAGUAAUUGAAGAAGGAAAUAAACGAAUUGGAGAUUUAAUGAAAAACUCAUCAACCACAAAAGAGCAAAUUUUGCAACUACAAAUGCAGAAGAUUGAAGCAAAAAACAAAGCUACUGAAGCAAAAAACAAAGCUACUGAAGCAAAAAAACAAGCUAUUGCAUUCCAAAUGUGGGAAUCAGAUAAUAAAAUUCUAAUGAUGGACACCGACAAUAUUUCUGAUCCUGUUCGACGAGAUUAUUUCAAAAGGGAACAAGCAAAAAUCAUUUUUAAAAGACAACAACAUUCAAGUCCAUAUGAUGCUUUCAAUAUGUUUGGAGGAAAUUUUCAUGAUUUUGGAGGAUCAGGAAGCGACAUUGGAGGAUCUGGAAGCGAUGUUGGAGGAUCUGGAAGUGAUCUUGGACCUUACUAG
Molecule: messenger RNA, 927 nt
Organism: Salvia miltiorrhiza (redroot sage)
Lineage: Eukaryota; Viridiplantae; Streptophyta; Magnoliopsida; Lamiales; Lamiaceae
Exons: 2
Coding region: 1-927 (308 amino acids)
Source: RefSeq, a predicted model, not a curated record